Molecule: messenger RNA, 2817 nt
Organism: Cajanus cajan (pigeon pea)
Lineage: Eukaryota; Viridiplantae; Streptophyta; Magnoliopsida; Fabales; Fabaceae
Gene: PEX5
Product: peroxin 5
Biological process (GO): protein import into peroxisome matrix, docking
Cellular component (GO): cytosol; peroxisomal membrane
Molecular function (GO): protein binding
Source: RefSeq, a predicted model, not a curated record
CACAUGUUGUGAUCCAAUCCUAAUCCCAUCCCUUUUAAAAAUUGUAAAAAAAAAGGGGAAGAAAAAGACGAGCACAGCUGAGCAGAGAGCACAUAGAGAUAACAAAACAGCCACCGCCAAUUCGCGUGUGGAAGUGAGAAUUGAAAGCUUUGGUUGGUGGCUGCCAUGGCGAUGCGCGACCUCGUUUCGGGUUCCGCCGCGUGCGGCGACUCCUCUUCCUCCUCCUCCGCCGCAAACCCGCUCGCUUCCCUCGCCAACGCCCUUAUCGGCUCUUCCUCUAAAACUCAGGAGAGGCUGAAGGAGAUUCCUACAUCCACUCCCACUGACCCUGCCUCGCAAUUUUACUCCCCUGCCAAUUACCUUCCAGGCUCCGAACUCGAUAAGCCUCUAUUGGAUGCAAACUCGCAGGGUUCGGAGUUUUUGCAAAGGUUCCGUGGCGGUGGCGCGACGGGGCUUGAGGAGACGUGGGAUGAGAUACAGCGCGAGGGUGCGAUUGCCCAAACGCGGCAGCUGCUGCCCCCGCUUCAACAACCGCCCUUGGAGGGGACACCGCAACGAGUUCUAUCGAGCUUUUUGCACUCAUUUCUUGAUAGCAGCCGCGGUGGAGUGCCUUUUCAUCCUGCCCCUCUUCCAAUGUUGGGUUUAUCUGAAGGUGAUAAACAAUGCAUACGUGACCGGAGCAGCAUAAUGGCCAGACAUCUCUUUGCAGAUAAGAGCGAAGAAUUCAUUGAUGCCCAAGUAAAUGCACUUCUAUGCUCUCUAGAUAUUGACAGCAAUGUUCGUGGUAAGGGACCUAUGCCUGAAAGAUUUAGGGAGCUUGAGGAUUACUGGAAUGAGUCUCAAGGAAACCUGAGACUUGGUGCUCCUGCUGCUGACGGGUGGAUUACUGAAUUUAGUCAACAUAGAGAAAAAUAUGAUAAUCCUGAUUCAUGGGCUAACUCAUUUGAGCAACAAUAUGGUGCAAAUGGUUGGGCGUCUGAAUUUGAACGUUCACAAUUGUCAUCAGUAGAUCAAAUGCGAGGUAUGAACAUGCCAAACUUUGCUGCAAUGGAGCAGACUCGUAUGCUCGCGAACACAUUGGCCCAAAAUGGUGACCCUAAAUUUCAGAACUCAAAAUUCCUUCAAUUUGUAUCAAAGAUGAGCCGUGGUGAGUUGAUUAUUGAUGACAAUCAAGUUAAAGAGAAUGCUGCAUCUGGAGAUUGGGCAACAGAAUACAAUCAACAAUAUAAUCAUGGUCAUGCAUGGGCUGGAGAAUUUUUAAAUGAUAAGGUUUAUCAUGGACCUGAUCAGUGGGUGAAUGAAUUUACAACUGAAGGAAGGCAGCAUGAUGCAGUCGAUGAUCAGUGGGUUAAUGAAUUCUCAAAUUUGAAUGUUAAUGAUUGGGCAGAUGAAUUUCAGCAACAGCUUGGUGAUAGCACUUCUGAUAGUUGGGCUCAGGCAUACAAUGAGUUCUUAAAUGAGCAAGUUGCUGCCAAGCAGCAGUUAGAUAGUUCAAGGGGCGUCUAUGUCUUUUCAGAUUUAAAUCCUUAUGUUGGUCAUGCAAAUCCACUAAAAGAAGGCCAAGAUCUAUUCAGGAAAGGACUUUUAAGUGAAGCAGUUCUAGCAUUGGAAGCUGAAGUCCUAAAAAACCCCGAGAAUUCUGAAGGGUGGAGACUGCUUGGAAUAGCACAUGCAGAGAAUGAUGAUGAUCAACAGGCUAUUGCAGCAAUGAUGCGUGCGCAGGAGGCUGACCCAACAAACCUGGAAGUGCUUCUUGCUCUUGGUGUCAGUCAUACAAAUGAACUGGAGCAACCAGCUGCUCUGAAGUAUCUAUAUGGAUGGUUGCGCCAUCACCCAAAAUAUGGAACACUUGCCCCACCUGAGAUGUCUGAUUCUUUGUACUAUGCUGAUGUUGCUAGGUUAUUCAAUGAAGCAGCUGAACUCUCGCCUGAUGAUGCAGAUGUCCACAUAGUUCUUGGGGUCAUGUACAAUUUAUCCAGAGAAUAUGACAAGGCCAUUCUUUCUUUUGAAAGAGCACUAAAACUUAAGCCGCAGGAUUACUCUCUAUGGAACAAGCUGGGUGCAACACAAGCAAACAGUGUUCAAAGUGCUGAUGCAAUAAUGGCUUAUCAACAGGCACUGGAUUUAAAGCCUAAUUAUGUUCGUGCUUGGGCAAAUAUGGGGAUCAGUUAUGCAAACCAGGGUAUGUAUGAUGAGUCCAUUCGUUAUUAUGUUCGAGCACUUGCCAUGAAUCCAAAAGCAGAGAAUGCAUGGCAAUAUUUGAGGAUUUCAUUGAGCUGUGCUUCUAGGAAUGACAUGUUGGAAGCUUGUGAUAGUCGUAAUUUGGACCUUCUCCAGAAGGAGUUUCCACUACAGUAAGGGUGGUUGCUAGAACAUGAAUCCUAAUUUUCCCUAAAACUUUUGGAUGAGUAGAUGGGACAUUUUCUCCCUUUAAAAGCCGCAGUAGAGAUGUCUGCUUCCAUAGAAAUUUCUAGAACUGAAAGGCCGAUCAAGUCAAUAAAGCCUGCAGGUGAAUACGAGGCAUUAUACUAUCAAUCUUUGAACAUAUGGUGUAUAUCAUGAAAGUAGAUCAACCUACACUGGAUUUAGGCAGUUAUAGACUCCAUUUCUUAAUGUUUCAAAAGCUACUUAUCAUAGAACAGCUGCAGUACUGUAGUUAAGGAAUGUGGCUUUCUAUUAUAAAGUUGGGCAUAUCGUGGAUGUACUGAUGUAGAUAUAUAAGUUUACAAGAUUAACCGUAUAUCAUGUAUCUAAUUUUUUAUUUUAUUAUUUGAUAAACUAUUAUCCUUUUUGAAAUUAUAAAUGUCUUAAUUACAA